GGGAAGGUUAUGUCGAAAAAUCAUAAGAUAUUUUACUGUCAAUUUGUUGUUGAUCAAUAAAAUUAGUUGAUAUGUUAAUUAUAGCAAAUCAAUAUUAUCUUUGACAAUUGAAAUUUGUAAACUCAAGAAAAUGUUUACUUUUAAUUUUUUAAAAAAUGAAGAUAAUGGUUUACUUACAUUUAUUUGUUUUGCAUAUUUAUGUUUAUUUAUUGAACCUUAAAAAUCUGUUGCUUUUGUCUAUUUUAGAAGAUUCGAAUGAAGGAAAUUCUUGUGGGUUAUCUGUUGAAAUCAAACCUUCUGGAAAAGAAAUAGAGCAGUUUACUGAAGGUUUAACAGGCUGUUCCUAUAAGUUUGGAAAUAAUAUAGAGUUAAAGUCUCUUCCAAAAAAUCACAUUAAAAAAAACUUAGAAAAUGAUGUUGACUUGAGUAUAAAAGAAGCUGAAGAAUCACAUUCAGAUUUAGUUUCUGGAGUAUAUGAAGGUGGUCUUAAAAUUUGGGAGUGCACUUUUGAUUUAGGACAUUAUUUAACUCGUCAAACGUCAAGUUAUUGUUUUGAACACAAGGUUGUUUUAGAUCUUGGUUGUGGUGCUGGUUUGUUGGGUAUCUUAGCAUGCAAGCUUGGUGCCAUCCAAGUUGAUUUUCAAGAUUAUAAUGCUGGUGUCAUUAAACACUUAACAAUCCCAAAUAUAUUAUUGAAUUUUUCAGAAAUUCCUAAAGUAAGAUUUUGGUAUGGAGAUUGGGGAGGUUUUAAACAAGCAUGUUUUUAUGAUGUCAUUUUAACAUCUGAAACUAUUUAUCAACCUAAGGCGUACUUAAAACUUCAUGAACUUUUUAAAAACUGUCUUAAACCAAAUGGUAUUAUAAUUUUGGCUGCAAAGUCAUAUUAUUUUGGAGUAGGUGGAAGCCUUGGAGAAUUUCUCAGUUUUAUUGAAAACGAAAAAAUAUUUACACAUAAAAAUGUUUGGUAUUCAAAUGAAGGUAUAAAAAGAGAAAUAGUUGAACUUCGUUUCAGAAAAGACGUUUCAAUUGAUAAUGAACUGUUAUAGUUCUACAAUUGGAUACUUUGUAGUCAAACAUUUCAAAUAUCAAAACUAUUAAAAUUAAUUUUCUUUCCACUGAAAGUGUGAUAUGCUGUAAAUGCUGAAAAUACUGUGAUUAAUGACUACAUUUUUUAUUUGGAAACAAGUUUUUAAAAUGUAAAUAUGCC
Molecule: messenger RNA, 1207 nt
Organism: Nezara viridula (southern green stink bug)
Lineage: Eukaryota; Metazoa; Arthropoda; Insecta; Hemiptera; Pentatomidae
Source: the annotation of a GenBank genome assembly